Haliotis rubra (blacklip abalone) is the source of this 720-nucleotide messenger RNA. RefSeq lists its product as uncharacterized. Lineage: Eukaryota; Metazoa; Mollusca; Gastropoda; Lepetellida; Haliotidae. The transcript is spliced from 3 exons. Bases 100 to 720 code for a protein of 206 amino acids. The record is from RefSeq and is a predicted model, not a curated record.
UCGCAAUAAAAACGUGAAAAACGCCCUCGAAAUUCCGCCUAUUACGGAAACACCCGACAGUUAAUGAGCAGAGGCUGGUAUCACGUGACAUGACGUCACAUGUGCCGGUUGCCGAUGGCUUCCUCUUUGGUUAUGUUUGACAGCUUGAGAUUGACCAUGGAUUCUGAGGCACUAAAUGAUGUUCCCGAAGUCAUUUUUGACCUGGAUGUUAGACCGUACCAAUACGAGCCAAUUUUACAUCAUGCAAGAGAAACUUCCAGUGAAGAUGAAGGAGAAGAAUCCAGCGACACGGAGGCACCACUUGAUGUCAACAUCGGAAGACUCGGGAACACAGACUGGUGUGACUGUGGUAAGUGCAUCCCGAUGCCAACUGGUCUUGAAAGUAAGUGUUGCCAGGAGAUUCAGCAAACGGAACACAUGUGCGAUGAAGCAGCUGUGCAGUGUAUCACUGAGCACUCAUAUUUUGUGGACAAUUGUCUGAGGAGAGGAGUCGUUUGGGUUUCAUUACUGGAGUUUGUUCAGCAGGAUGGACCACUUGACGACAACGAGCCAGUACAUGAGGCAUACAGAUACUGUUCAUAUCGUCGCUUCUCCAGACUGGUAUACCAUCGUCUUCCAAAGAAUGUAGGAAAGUUCAUCCUUCAUGUUGUGAAGAAAAUUAGAGAGGCAUUCCCAGCAGAAUCAGACUCAUACACCGGGUUCAAGUAUGCAAAGCCAUGA